Triticum aestivum (bread wheat) is the source of this 2842-nucleotide messenger RNA. Its product is annotated as kinesin-like protein KIN-14O. Gene Ontology annotation, molecular function: microtubule motor activity; ATP binding; microtubule binding. Gene Ontology annotation, biological process: microtubule-based movement. Gene Ontology annotation, cellular component: microtubule cytoskeleton. Bases 696 to 2510 code for a protein of 604 amino acids. NCBI's taxonomy places the organism in Eukaryota, Viridiplantae, Streptophyta, Magnoliopsida, Poales, Poaceae. The record is from RefSeq and is a predicted model, not a curated record. The transcript has 12 exons.
CCCCCCCCCCCCUCUCUCAUCCCCAAACAACCGUUGCAUCUUGCACAACUGUUUCUUGAUGGGUUUCUUCCUCUGAUACAUCAUUCCCUUGGGUGAUCUUGGAAAGAAAAGAAGCCCUUUUUUUCAGGCUUUCCCUCUCCAGUGUGGUGCGAACCACUUUCCGGCGUAUAGCUUAGCUUUGCUUGUGUGCUGUUCUUGAGUGGAAUAAAGCUAGAGCGUGCAUUCUUGUGGCUUGGGAUCGGUAGGAUUCUUCUUCCUUCUUCCACAGCCAUGUGCUGCAUGCAGCUUUGAGCUUUGGUAAUUGCUUCUAGGCUCUAGCCACCCCCAGUCCCAGCUUUAGCCAUCAAGAUCCAAGAAAGAUCCAGGACCAAAAAGUCUUGAGCUGCAUUGUAGUGAGGGAUUGUCCCCUAGCUUGGCUCGCUCUUUAUUAAUUCCUCAUAUUAUCUGUCCUUACUGUGGCACCAGAUCAAAGAUCAAGAACACAACUCCCUGUUUCCCGAGGAGAAAGGGAAUCAGGGACAGGAGGCUCAAGCAGCAGCAGAUUCUCCUCUAAGCUAUUUGGGAGAAGCUCCUAUAUUAAUUGGGUCUAUAGAUGCAACAAUCAUAAGUUCUUCUCUCAGUAUGAAGCAGAUGAAGCUUCUCUGAGGAAGGAAGGAAGGAAGGAAGGAGGAAGAAGAAGCUCUUGAUUUCUUUGCAUGGAGAAGGAGGCCAUGGGGGGGCAUGUAAAUAUGAUGCUGCCACUGGAGAACCUGAGCUCGGACCUCCCCAACGGUGGAGUCGUACUUGGCCAUGACAAGGAGAUCUCAACUCUGCAUGAAGAGAUUUCCGCUCUGAGAUCGAGGCAGAGGCAUCUCAACCGGAGAAGACGUGAGGCGCUGGACAAGCUCAUAGACCUCAAAGGAAGCAUCAGGGUGUUCUGCCGAGUCCGGCCGUCGAUCUCAACCAGCAACAUCAAGAUCAAAUCACCAGUUACUGUCGAACAAGAGAACAUCGUAGUUCGGGCAGUGGGGAUCAAGAAAGAUUUCAGUGUUGAUCGGGUGUUUGACCAGGAGUCAACGCAAGAUGAUGUGUUCCAUGACGUGAAGCCAGUCCUCCGAUCUGCACUUGACGGGCACAACGUCUGCAUCCUUGCUUUUGGCCAAACUGGGACCGGAAAGACCUAUACAAUGGAAGGAACUAGCGAUAACCUCGGCGUCGUGCCUCGAGCGAUUCAGGAGCUGUUUUCUCAUGCUGCUCAAGAUACUUCAUCCACAUAUUCUUUCUCCAUAAGCAUGCUUGAGGUCUACAUGGGAAGUCUCAGGGACUUGUUGGCACCAAGGCAGCAGCCUCUCUUCAGGUCCACAGAAGGCAAUACAACUUGUAACCUCAGCAUUCUAGCAACCACAAGUGGCUCCGUGCAAGUCGAGGGGCUUACCGAUGUCGCAGUACCGGACCUCAAGAAAGCCAACCAGUGGUACUGCAGAGGGCGGCGAUCCCGGUCGACAUCCUGGACAAAUGUCAACAAUGUUUCGAGCCGAUCACACUGCUUGACAAGAAUCACCAUAAGGAGAUGUGGAGGUGUGAGUGAGCAAGUCAGCAAGCUGUGGCUCGUGGAUCUUGGUGGUAGCGAGCGGUUGCUCAAGACUGGUGCAUCUGGGUUGACAAUGGAUGAGGGCAAGGCUAUAAACCUGUCUCUGUCGGCUCUUGGAGAUGUCAUCGCUGCACUAAGGAGAAAGAGAAGCCAUGUUCCAUACAGAAAUAGCAAGCUUACCCAGAUUCUCAGUGACUCUCUCGGCGAUGGUUCAAAAGUCGUGAUGGUGGUGCACAUCAGCCCUUCCAAGGACGACGUGGGCGAGACGAUUUGUUCGCUGGGCUUUGCGAAGAGAGCCAUGCUGAUAGAAUCCGGCAGGGAGCUUUCAGAGGACCUGAAAAUGUUGAAGCGGAAGCGGCUCGCGGAGCUUGACAAGGAGAUGCGCGACGCCGAGCGGGAGCUCGGGGUUCUGAAUGAACAAAUAAGGAGUGCCGAGACGUCGGCGGAGGAGAGGAAGAAGCUCCCUCCCUCCGUCUGUCAGCCUCUCGGCGACGAGAAGGGGUCGCCCAGAAGCAUUCUGGUGGCAGCCGACAGCCCUCUGCAGGCAACCGAGAGGGCCAAGAGCAGGAUGGUCCAUCAUGGAUCAGUCCCUCACUUCAUGUCCGCAACGGUGUGCAGCCGCCAAAGACACGGCGCAGCAGCCCAUUCCGUCGGUAAACCAAGGCUGACAAGAUCAGUGAACGCGUGCUCAUCUAAGCCCGGUGGGAGCCAGUCGUUCAGCCACUCCGCGUCCAAGGCUAGGUCGUCAGCGGCAUUCUCAUCCGGCGAGCCUAGGCUGAAAUACUUGUCUGUCAAAUCUGAUCAGAUCAACGUAAGCAGCAACAGCAUCGAUUCGACGGCGGCGUCGGGGCCUCGGCCAAGGGAGGGUUUUGUUUCCAGGCCGGUGCAGCUGAGAGCUCCCCUGCAUCAGCACAGGAGAAGGAUGUCAUGCUUAACCUGAUUGAGCUCACAGAAAUACUGCUGCAUACAGAUUGCAUACCACUGAUUUUGACUUGUUGUUUGGUGCUCAAAUGUUUACAGCUGUUUGAUAGUUUGGUUGUGUUAACUUGUGUGUAGCUACUGGAGGGCCCUUCCUUUGCUCUUUUUGGUUUCAAACGGAAGGGGCACAAGGAUGUGAGUGUGAGGGGUAUGGUAAAUGGAGUUGUAAUUGUAAUUGGAUUUGACUAAUGCUUUUGAUUGAUCUGUUGAAUUGUAAGUUGAAAAAAAAAGGAGUACAGCAUCACUUAAUAUACUGUUCUGAUUCAGGCUAUGAAAACAGAUAUGAUUGUUUCA